Tarenaya hassleriana is the source of this 941-nucleotide messenger RNA. RefSeq names its product transcription factor bHLH149-like. Gene Ontology annotation, molecular function: protein dimerization activity. The record is from RefSeq and is a predicted model, not a curated record. The coding region runs from base 140 to 763 and encodes 207 amino acids. The transcript has a single exon. Lineage: Eukaryota; Viridiplantae; Streptophyta; Magnoliopsida; Brassicales; Cleomaceae. Gene Ontology annotation, biological process: regulation of DNA-templated transcription.
CCUCUUGUUUCUGGUUCUAUAUCGCCACAUCCUAAGCCCAACACAUAAACUCUCUCUCUCUCUCUCUCUCUCUCUCUCUCUCUCUCUCUCUUGAUUUCGAAAAGCAUUCGUGUUUUUACUUGGUUUUCUCGUCGGAUUGAUGUUGGAUUCUGUGGUUCCGACCGUCGAACCGGCCACAGAUACGUCUCCGGAAUCUCGCCGGAAGAGGAGGAGGAAGUCGGAGGGGGAGACGCAGCGAUCGACCGGCCAAGAACAGACGAGGCGUGGCGCGAAGAGAUGGAGAACAGAACGGGAACAACAGAUCUACUCGUCAAAGCUCUUCGAAGCCCUCCGCCGAGCUCGUCGGAGAUCCGACGAAGCUGGUAAAAGCUCCGGCAGGGUUAGAGAGAUCCGAGAUGCGGCGGACCGAACACUCGCGGCGUCGGCUCGGGGUACGACUCGGUGGAGCAGAGCGAUCCUGGCGAGUCGAGCCCGAGCGAGGCUGAGGAAGCACAAAAAAGCCAAGACGACCGGAAACAACCGGUCCAAACGGUUCCCGGCGACGGUGACGCAGAGGCCAACAAGGACGAGGUCAUCGACGGUGGAGAGGAAACUGAAGAUCCUCGGGCGGUUGGUUCCCGGUUGCCGGAAAGUUUCCGUGCCGAACCUUCUAGAAGAAACAUCCGAUUACAUCGCGGCUCUGGAGAUGCAAAUCCGUUCCAUGACAGCUCUCGCCGAACUCCUAGCUACCGCAUCUCCGCCGCCGCAGGCCACCGGAGCCUGACGGCGGUUAGAUAUGCCACGUGUUAAUUAGUUUUUUUUUUGCCUUUCUGUUUCUUUCAAGUUUUUGUCGACCAGAUUUUUAUUAAUUUAAUUCAUGUACUUUUUUUUAUACGUUGCUUCCUUUUUUUUCCCUCUUUUGUUCUUUCUAUUUGUUUUUCUCCUUAAUCAGUCAUUUUCUA